UGGGUGGAGAGUGAGUGUGUCUGCUGACGUCCAUUGCGAGCAUCACUGCAUCCAACAUUUAUCCCAACAGCCGACUCCACCUCUCCAAAACGGAAAAAAAAAAACUAUAAUUUAUUAGGAUUAAAUAAGAAUCAAGCUCCGUUUAUUGUAUUGGUUUUAUUUAUAGUUAAAACAAUGGAGUUAUACGGAAAGAUGGCUGCUACGCAAGACAACAAACAAAAGGAGAACCCUGAUCAAAACUUUGAUUACAUGUUCAAGUUGUUGAUCAUUGGGAACAGCAGCGUUGGAAAAACAUCCUUCCUCUUCCGCUAUGCUGAUGAUACUUUCACAUCUGCCUUUGUCAGUACGGUGGGCAUCGACUUUAAGGUCAAAACUGUCUAUAAGAACGACAAAAGGAUCAAGCUUCAGAUCUGGGACACAGCCGGGCAGGAAAGGUACAGGACUAUCACCACUGCUUACUACAGAGGAGCCAUGGGCUUCAUCCUAAUGUAUGACAUUACUAACGAGGAGUCUUUUGCUGCUGUACAGGACUGGGCGACCCAGAUUAAGACAUACUCUUGGGACAAUGCCCAGGUGAUCCUCGCAGGAAACAAAUGCGACAUGGAGGAGGAGAGGAUAGUCUCUGUGGACAGCGGGAGACUGCUAGCAGAACAGCUGGGAUUUGAGUUUUUUGAGACAAGCGCAAAGGACAACGUCAAUGUCAAGCAGACUUUUGAACGCUUGGUGGACAUCAUUUGCGACAAGAUGUCAGACACACUUGAGGCCGACCCUGCCGUUACCACAGGAACGCCCACUACCAGACUGACGGACAACCCGACACCCCCGCAGCAGUCUGACUGUAGCUGCUAGUGUUCACCGAAUCACCGUCCAGGCCGUUCGCUUCUGUGGCUCGAGCGCUGUUGCCAAGCUUCUGUCUUCUGACACAGAAUAAGUUACUGAACCUCAAAUCUUUGACCUGGCUUUAACUCCUAGUUUUUUGAUGUUAAUGACAUAGCAAACUAGCAAGAUUGUGCCAAACACAAGUGUCAAACCUUGUCCUUCCUUUAUGCCAUUAUACCAGUACACAGGUCUUUUUUUCAGGGGUUGUUAGUGUCUGUAUUCCCUGCACUGCAAUAUCUCUCCUAUUUGUCAUUUUAGCAAAAGCAGAAAUGAGUUGAACUUUAGAUGCUCCGCAAUCAUUCCCAUGUCUCUCAGGGGAAUUAUAAACUUCUGCAAAUUUAUAAAUUCUAUACUUGUCUAACUUAUGUGUAAUAGAUUGAGAGGAUGUUGUACUCGUAUUUUGCCGGUGAGUCAGUUGGAUAUGUUUGUGUGUGACCGUGUGUACGGAAAAUGACUGCGAAAGCUAAAAAAGUAGGAGAAAAAUAAACGUGGCCUUGAAGUGGUUCUCUCGUCUAGAUCUAGUCUUUCACAUGGUCCCGUACAGACAGCUGCCAUUGAGUCUGUAUCUUCAUUCUUUUAUUUAAAAUAAAAUAAAAUAUAAGAAUAACAAAUAAAAUAAUCAAUAAAAUGGUUGAACCAGGGUUGUUAUAGAAA
Onychostoma macrolepis is the source of this 1533-nucleotide messenger RNA. RefSeq names its product RAB3C, member RAS oncogene family (gene rab3c). Gene Ontology annotation, biological process: protein secretion; protein localization to plasma membrane; regulation of exocytosis. Gene Ontology annotation, molecular function: GTPase activity; GTP binding. Gene Ontology annotation, cellular component: endosome; synaptic vesicle; plasma membrane. The transcript is spliced from 5 exons. The coding region runs from base 175 to 849 and encodes 224 amino acids. NCBI's taxonomy places the organism in Eukaryota, Metazoa, Chordata, Actinopteri, Cypriniformes, Cyprinidae. The record is from RefSeq and is a predicted model, not a curated record.